Molecule: messenger RNA, 1038 nt
Organism: Eruca vesicaria subsp. sativa (arugula)
Lineage: Eukaryota; Viridiplantae; Streptophyta; Magnoliopsida; Brassicales; Brassicaceae
Source: the annotation of a GenBank genome assembly
AUGUUUCAACGAAUUUGGUGGGUAAAGCACUGGAUCACGAUCAACCAGCUAUACACAGUGCCUACGAGAGGCUAUGCAAGUGGAACAGAUGCCCCUGGCCGAUGUUCGCCUAAGGUUGAUGCCAGGUGUUACGGCGGAAAUUCUUCAACAGAACCCUAUAUUGUUGCCCAUCACCAGCUUCUUGCUCAUGCCAAAGUCGUCGAUCUUUACAGGACGAAAUAUAAGUUCCAAAAAGGGAAGAUUGGACCUGUGAUGAUAACUAGAUGGUUUCUUCCAUUUGAUGAGACUGAUCCUGCUACCGUAGAAGCAGCUGAGAGGAUGAACCAAUUCUUCCAUGGAUGGUACAUGGAGCCGCUAACAAAGGGUAGAUAUCCAGAUAUCAUGAGGCAGAUUGUGGGUAGUCGGCUUCCCAAAUUCACCAAAGAUGAAGCCCAGCUCGUUGCCGGUUCAUACGAUUUUCUUGGUCUCAACUAUUAUUCCUCUCAGUACGCUCAGCCAAAACAUAACACAUAUCCUUCAGAGAAACACACUGCCAUGAUGGACGCAGGCGUAGAGCUCACAUGUACUACUCUGUUUCCGUUUAAAAAUGGUAACAGCUAUUACUACCCAAAAGGAAUUUAUUAUGUUAUGGAUUAUUUCAAAACCAAAUAUGGCAACCCCUUAAUCUAUGUCACCGAGAACGGAUUCAGUACCCCCGGUACAGAAACCUCUGAGCAGGCCAUUGACGAUGACAAGCGAACUGAUUAUCUCUGCAGUCAUUUAUGUUUUCUCCGUAAGGUCAUCAAAGAGAAGGGUGUCAACCUGAAAGGAUAUUUUGCAUGGGCGCUUGGAGAUAAUUAUGAAUUUGGUAAAGGUUUUACUGUCAGAUAUGGACUCACUUACGUUAAUUGGGACGAUCUCAAUGACAGAAUGAUCAAAAAUUCUGGCAAAUGGUACCAGAGAUUUAUUAACGGGACCGCCAAGAACCAUGUGAAACAAGAUUUCCUCCGCUCAAGCCUCUCUUCCCAAAGUCAGAAGAAGAGCCUCGCUGAUGCAUGA